This is a messenger RNA of Adineta steineri, 2196 nucleotides long. NCBI's taxonomy places the organism in Eukaryota, Metazoa, Rotifera, Eurotatoria, Adinetida, Adinetidae. The record is from the annotation of a GenBank genome assembly.
AUGGGUUGUACGGGUACGAAGGCAAGUAAAGCCGAAGGUGAUCUUGAACGAUAUCAUCAGGAUAUAUCAAUAGCAGCACAAAAAGGUGAUGAUAAACGAAUUAAAGAAAUUCUUGAUGAACUUGAUCGACGUAAAGCAACAACGACGAAGAAAGAAGUACUUAAUAUGGGUUAUCGAGAUGCCGAUGGUCUGACAGCAUUAAGUAUAGCAGCUGGAAAAAAACAUAAAGGUGUCACCGAAAUUUUAGCUUCAUGUCCAGAAGUCGAAGUGAACAAAGCAUCAUUAUCCGGUAUUACACCAUUAUUAAUGGUUGCCGAAGUUGGUUGGCCAGAUAUUCUUGAUAUUUUAUUAAAACGUGGUGCUAUUGUUGAUUCUGCUCCAUCUGGUAAACGAGCUGAAGAAAAUAAAAUAGCUGGUUCAACACCAUUGAUUGGUGCAACUAAAUAUAAUCAUCCCGAUUGUGUUAAGCAUUUAUUAGAUAAUCAUGCUAAUCCAAAUCAUCAGAAUCAAUCGGGUAUAUCAGCAUUAAUGCUUGCAGCAGAACAAGGUUAUUUCGAAUGUGUUAAAUUGCUUGUACAAGCCGGAGCUGAUUUAGAAUUAGCACCAAGUGGUCAAUUAGCCUUAACCAUGAAUUUAUGUGGUCAAACACCAUUAUUUUGUGCAGCAAAAGAAGGUCGCAUAGAAAUAGUUAAAUUUUUAUUAGAUCAUGAUGCUAAUCCACGUGUUCAAAAUCAUUAUGGUGUUAGUGCAUUAUGGAUUCCAGCACAAAAAGGCAUGUUACCUGUUGUAGAAUUAUUAUUGAAUGCUGGCGCUGACACACAUGUUGCUCCAUUUGGUAAUUUAGCAGAUGAAUUAAAUAUAACUGGUUGGACACCGCUAUAUGCUGCAAUGAAAUCUCGUAAAUUUGAUGUUGUUAAAUUACUUCUUAAAUCUGGUGCUGACCCAAAUGCAGUAACAAAAUUAGGUUCAACACCAUUUUUACUUGCAUCGGAAAUAUGUGAUUUAGAUAUAAUUGAAGCGUGUGUUGAAGCCAGUGCUGAUCUUGAUUUUGCACCAAGUGGUCCAGAUGCUGAUAAUUUAAAUAUAACUGGUCAAACAGCAUUAUUCAUGGCUACAUUAAAAGAUCGUGUAGAUGUUGUGAAAUAUUUAAUUAAACGAAGAGCCUUAGUUAAUGUACAAAAUCGUUAUGGUGUAUCACCAUUACUUCUUUGUGCAGAAUCGGGUAAUCGAGAACUUGUUCAAGCAUUAGUAGAAGCUGGUGCUGAUGUUAAUAUUACACCGCAAGGAGAAUUAGCAGAAGAAAAUCUUCUUGCUGGACAGACACCUCUUUUCGGUGCAGCGAAAAAAGGUCACGUCGAAAUUUGCGAAUUUCUCAUAAAUAAUGGUGCCGAUGUUAAUGCUGUCACAAUGACUGGUGCCACUCCAAUGUAUACAGCAACUGAAGAAGGUCAUUUAGAAGUAGUUCAAUUAUUAAUACGAUCUGGUGCCGAUUUAAAUUGUUCACCAAAAGGACAAAUUGCAUGUGAUCUUCAUAUUGAAAAUCAAACACCAUUAUUAGUAGCAUGUAUGAGAAAUCAUGAAACAAUUAUUCGACAAUUAGUUGAAUCUGGUGCAGAUGUUAAUGCAGUAUCGGAACGUGGUUCAUCACCAUUUCUUGCUAUUUGUCAGCAUAAUAACGUUGAUUUAGCAAGAUUACUUAUUAAUCAUGGAGCAAAACAUGAUAUUGAAGCCAAAAAUUUAUAUGAUGGAAAAAUUAAUGGUUUAAUUGUUGCAGCUGAAUCAGGUUCAUUUGAUAUAUUACGAUUAUUAGUUGAUGCUGGUUUAGAUGUUAAUUAUACAAUUGAAGGAAAAGGUGAAACCGCUGGUCGCACACCUUUAUUUUGUGCAUGUGCAAAAGGCUUUCAAGAUAUUGUCCAGUAUUUAAUUGAGAAAGGAGCAGAUGUCAAUGGAACAGAAAAAAGUGGUCUCUCGUGUUUGCACAUUGCAGCAGCAAUGGGUCAUGCUGAUACAGUACGAAUCUUAUGUGAACAUGGUGCAAAUGUCGAUCAACAAUUUCGUUUCGAAGAACAAGAUGUAACUGCUUAUGAUUUAGCCGAAUCUCAGCAACAUGAUCAUGUAUGUCAAGUACUUAGAAGUUACGGUGCACAACAACCAAAUAAUAAUACAUUAGCUAGCCGUCUAGAGGCUAGUAAAUAG